Messenger RNA from Mesorhabditis spiculigera, 1008 nucleotides. Lineage: Eukaryota; Metazoa; Nematoda; Chromadorea; Rhabditida; Rhabditidae. The record is from the annotation of a GenBank genome assembly.
AUGCGCAGCAGCUUCGGCGAUCACGACCCGAUCGGGGGCGCUGGCCCUGCCGUCGACGUUCGUGAUGACCGAACCCGGUGCCCGACCAACCCACCGCUGCGAGCCGAGAACAAUGUUCGCGAUUGCAUCGGGGAUCGGGCCCGCCGCCAGUGCUGCGGUUUCCGCAUUCGAGAGCGAAAGCCCAAUCCGACCAUGAUCCGGCUGCACGAUCGGGGUGGCAGCCGAUGCCACGCCCCCGCCGAGAACACCGAUUACGGCGAUGCCUGCGGUGAGCACCCGGCUGUGGCCAAGAGCCAGGUCGGAUCGGAGUACACGAACAACGUGUUGUCCGACGUCGCCGUCGACACCGAGAGUUGUGCAUACGAGCGGAUCGUCACCGGCCCCAUGCACGCAUCAACCUUCACGUGCACGUUCUCUGCCGUGAUCGACGCCUCCGACGACUCGAGAUCCCUUCUUCCCCAACGGAAUCGUCGUGAUCGUGCCCGGCGCAAUCGUCGACUGAAUACUCGGAUUCACCGACGCAUCUCACACCCACGUUCGCCGACGGGACACCCGAAAUACUCACACCGACAGACGGGCCGAGCGAAAACCAAGCCCCACGCCAAGUCCGGAGGAAACAUCGAUCUGGCAGCCGAUCUGCAAUCCCUGCUCGACAUAACCGGUCUUCACCGCCGAAUCGCCCGCACCACCGAUCGUGCCGGUCACCUUCGCCGACACGAACCCUCACGGGUGAACGCCGUCGUCGCCAGAUUCGGCACCGGGUUCGACGACAGUUUCGUGGCGGCGGGAUCCAACGACCAGCCGUCAUCGGUGACCGUGCUCGCGAACUUGUCCGCCAACGCCGUCGGCGUUGCCGAUGCGCUCCCUGCGAAGACCACACCAGACGACAGCGCGGCAACCGCACACGCCGCGAGCCCUACCGCGGCCCUCGAUCGACGGCGAGAUGUUCGUGCUUUCAAUUCGGUUGCCAUGAGUAACUCCUACGUCGCGGACCAGCAACCAAUUCGG